CAAACGAAACAGAAACCACUUUGGUUAUUCUUCAUUUCCGCUUCUAUUUACCACUUCGCCCUCUUUACGUCCCAAGGAAAACACAAACAAAAAGGUGAUAUUAUCAUCUGUAAAGGAAGAAGGGGAAAGGAGAAGCAGGAGGAGGAGAAGAAGGUGGAGGGGAGAGGAAGAAGAAGCUUAAAGUUUUUUAAGCUUUAAGUCAUUCUUGUUUGUUUCUUUUAGAUGAUGUUGUUUCUCUCUGCUCCCCCGAGAGAAAGAAACAAAACAACAGACACCAUUUCUUUUGGAUCUUUCACAUGCCCAACACCUCUUUUCCUCUGUUUUUGAUGCAAUCAUCGUUUAAGAUACAAACAAAUUUUUGUUGACAUGAACGCUCGAGCAGUAUUUUCCACCCAUAAAACCUAAUAACAACGAUGAACCCACGCGCCGUUUUCUUGAAUUCCCGUCCGUAGCCUGCCGUUCAUUGACUUCCUCGUUUCUUUUUCUUGAUUGAAAAUCGUACGUUUUUUUUUUUUGCCUUAAAUUCUUCUUUCUUUAAUUGCUAUGGGCGAUCUUCAGGUUUGCUCGUCGGCGCAGCGAAACAAUGACGUGCCAAGAGAAGGUCGCCCGUGCCACCUACCGUUUACGGCUUCAAAAGAAGGAUAUAAUUCUUCGUCGAUUCCGGAUGAGAGUUGGAAAAGAGCAGAGCAAGCGACCUGUGAGAUUGUUUGUAAGAUUCAACCCACUUUGGUUGCAGAUGAGAAGAGAAGACAGGUUCUAGAUUAUGUUCAAGGACUAAUCAGAAAUUCUCUUGGAUGCGAGGUCUUUCCAUAUGGAUCAGUUCCACUCAAAACGUACCUUCCUGAUGGAGAUAUUGACUUGACUGCUCUUUGCAAUCCAACGAUUGAGGAGACCUUGAUCUCUGAAAUUCAUGCUGUUCUGAGGGGAGAAGAACAAAGGCAAGAUGCGAGAUUUGAGGUGAAGGAUGUUCAUUGCAUUGAUGCUGAGGUGAAGCUUGUGAAAUGCCUUGUGCAAAAUAUCGUGAUAGAUAUAUCAUCAAAUCAGUUGGGAGGACUUUGUACGUUAUGUUUUCUUGAACAGGUCGAUCUUCUUGUUGGGAAAGACCAUCUCUUUAAGUGCAGCAUUAUUCUAAUAAAGGCUUGGUGUUACUAUGAGAGUCGAAUCCUUGGUUCUCACCAUGGUUUAAUAUCAACAUAUGCUUUGGAGACACUAAUCCUGUAUAUCUUCAAUCUCUUUCAUUCUUCUUUGAAUGGUCCUCUAGCGGUUCUGUAUAAGUUUUUAGAUUACUUCAGCAAGUUUGAUUGGGAGAACUACUGUGUCAGUAUAAAUGGACCAGUUUGUAAAUCUUCUCUUCCUCGUAUAGUGGCUGCUGAGGUUCCAGAAAAUGGGGGUAAUGAUCUAUUGCUGAGUGCAGAAUUUAUCAAAGGAUGUGCUCAAAUGUUCUCUGUUCCACCAAAGGGGGAUGAGACAAAUCCACGAGCAUUCUCCCAGAAGCAUCUCAAUAUAAUUGAUCCAUUGAGAGAAAACAACAAUCUUGGACGAAGUGUUAACCGAGGAAACUUUUUUCGGAUAUGUAGUGCAUUUAAAUAUGGUGCCCGCAAGCUUGGUCAGAUCCUUCUGUUACCAAGAGGAAGAAUUGCAGAUGAGCUCAAGAAAUUCUUUGCAAACACUUUGGAAAGGCAUGGAAGCAAUCACUGGGCAGUGUCUGGUCAUGAAGAUUCUGGUUGUUCAUCUCCAUCCUUUUCGGAUAUAUCUUCCGGAGACACUAUGCUUCUAAAGCGAUUGACUGAUGGCUCUGUUGAGAAAACAUCAGUAGCCCAAGUUGUGUCGGGAUUUGGUAAUGGGCCAGAAAUAUAUUCAUCGAAAGUAGUUUCCUCGCAGGUGUUGCAAGAAUUAUGCCAUUUUGCAGAUGGAAAUUUUGGGUGUUGUUUCACUGGGCCUGCCAGGGAGAUUAUGACCUCUAGAUCUGUAGAUUUGAGAAGCAAAAACGAAUCAGCUGAUUAUUUGUCUCAGGAUCUACCUCAGUUAUAUUUCUCCGGAUUUCUCAGAGUAAAUGGAAAUACUGAAAAUGGGAACUCAUGCCAAAGCAUGCCACAAAUACCUGUUGCUUCUGGUUUUAUGUUUUCAGCUCAAUUACAAAAUAAUAAUCCUUGGAAAACUACCCAGCAAAAUUUGCCACUGAAAGAGAAUGUCUCUUCUCAAAAGGACAGAAAUGAUAUUUCAGGAGCUGAAUCUGACCAUAAUCAUCAUGCAUGUAAAAAUAGACCAUCAUCAGGGAGAGGAAGGUUUCAGGGAGAAGGGGCUCAGGGUCAGCAAAAGACUCUAAAUAAUGGACCGUCUGUAGCGCCAGAAGAGAAGAAUCUGUUAGUAGAAGGUGUCCACGAGCUGUCAAAGGAAGAGUAUCCAGCUCUGGAAAAUGGGAAGUCAAGAUCAUCAGAUAUGCAUAAUCAUAGGACUUCCACUUGGGGUCCUUUGAAUGGUACUAAUGGCCACUCUCACUUGUCAGGCAGACAUGAGACGAGGACUCCUGACACUCAGCCAAGGGAAGCAAAAUUAGCAGGAGGAGGAGGUAGUGUACAGAUGGAUUCUUCAGGCAGCAACUCUUGGGUGUCUUCAUCAAGUCACACGGUAGCAGCAGCAACAGCAGCAGAGACACCUGCCAAAAGCAGUAGUGCAAGUACGGUGGAUCAAUCGUACCAUCUGAUGAAUGAAACUGAUUUCCCUCCUCUGUCACUAUGAAAGGUGGUUUUGGAACUGACUGAAAGCCUUUGGAAACUAAAUUUCCCAGCUGGAAGAAAUGCUUUUUACUUCUUCAUCCUCUUCUUUUUGUCUGCAUUUCAAUCUUUACCUCCGAGGUGGUUUGUUCUGAGUGUGGCUGUGGGGGUUACAGAAUACUUUUUUUGACUUUUGUACAUUUUGAUCUGGGUGUUUGUAUACCUGCGUAUAUGUUGGCUGUCAUGGAGUGGAUUUUAGCUUCUUUUUCCUUCCCCCCCCCCCCCCCCUCUCUCUUUAUAUGUAGUGAAUUUUCAUGUAGAGAACAGGAAAGGUUUGUGUAGAUAUUCCUCUGUGGAAGCAUGCAAAUUUGCUUGUAUUGUUGAUGAAAAGUUUUAGCUCGUUGCAGCUGAGAAAUGUAAAAAAAACAAAAAACAAAAGAAAGAAAAAAAAAAACAACGAAGUAGAUUUCUUUUUUGGGAAUA
Carica papaya (papaya) is the source of this 3197-nucleotide messenger RNA. RefSeq lists its product as uncharacterized. Lineage: Eukaryota; Viridiplantae; Streptophyta; Magnoliopsida; Brassicales; Caricaceae. The record is from RefSeq and is a predicted model, not a curated record.